UUAACAUCUAUUAUUCUAUAAGUACUCUGUACUACCUAAGUAGUGAUAUUCAGCAAGAGUCCAUUAACAAUAUACUGGAGACAUGACGUAUAUAUAGGUACCUAGUCGUAGUUCUUAAAACUUAAUAGCGCUGUGUACAUAUUUUUAUCAUUUAUGACUUUUGUAAAGUCAAAUUCGCUUAUAACUAUGACGGAUGCUCAGAUACAAUGAUAUCCCCGGUAUAACGAUUUCCAAAUAAAUUACUAUUAUAUAUUUUAGCAGGUAUAUAAUCAUAGUGAGUACCCAAUUUUUUAGUAGUUGAAUUCGUGGAAUGUUGGAUUUCGUCCGAUCAGAUUGGCUAUCACGAAGUCUAUGGGUUUAACGAUCUGAAAAUCAUUAUAAACAAAUCCAUCUGACCAUCAGCUGCAUAUUUAAAUUGCGAAUAAUUUACUUUCAUUUGAAUAUAACUUUCUUAUUACGGAUAUCGAUAUGAAGUGUUUUUACUUACUUAUUAUGCUCUUGCUAUUACAAGUUGUGUAUUAUAAACGGAUAAUUGCCCGAGACGCUGUAAUAAAUAUGAAACAAUCAUUUUUUCAACCAUUGGAUGAACUUCCGCCAUCAUGUCACAGUAAAAUUUACUGCAAUAGCGAAUUUUUGCAUGAUGUACAAAUAUAUUGCGAUCACCCAAACUGUACAAAUUUUAAAUCUAAAAAACUUAAAUAUACUGAAUCUGAGAUUCUGGUAAAAUAUGAUCAAAUGAAACGAAAUACUAAUAAUGUACCGUCUGAUGAAGAUUUAGUCAAGUUUAUCGAUGAAAAUUUUGAAGAAAGUAACGAGUUAAUUAAAUGGACACCAACAGAUUUCACCGAUAAACCAUCGAUUCUUAAUCGAAUUAAAGAUAAAACUUACAUAUAUUGGGCUAGAGCGUUGAAUGAUGUAUGGAUGACCCUAGCAAGGAAGAUAAAGGAUGACGUAAAAAUACAUCCAGAUAAGUACUCACUGGUAUGGGUACCAAAUGGGUUCAUUAUACCAGGGGGUAUAUUUAAGGAACUUUACUAUUGGGAUACUUAUUGGAUUGUUAAUGGAUUACUGCAAUGUGAUAUGAGAACCACAGCUCGUGGUAUCAUUGAAAAUAUAAUAUCAUUGGUGGAUCAGUUUGGUUUCAUGCCCAACGGUAACCGAGUUUUCUAUCUAAAUAGAUCACAACCACCGAUGCUUAUAUUGAUGGCAUUAAGUUACUAUAAAGCAACUAAUGACUUUGACUUCAUAAAAACCGUUAUAGGUAGUUUGGAAAAUGAAUAUCUAUUUUGGUUGAAAAAUCGAAUGGUUACCUUUGAGAAAGAUGGUAAACAAUAUACAAUGGCUAGAUACAGCUCAAGGUCAAGUGGACCAAGACCCGAAUCAUACAGGAACGAUUAUAAAUUGGCAGAAAAACAUCAGAGAUCAGAAGAUAAAAAUGAAUUAUACAUACACGUAAAGUCUGCGGCAGAAUCUGGUUGGGACUUUUCAAGCAGAUGGUUCAUAACAGUCAAUGGCACUAAUAGCGGUAAUUUAUCUGAUAUACAAACGGCAAACAUUGUCCCAGUCGACUUAAACAGCAUGCUUCAUGUAAAUGCACUUACAUUGAGUACUUGGUUUGAUCAAAUGGGAGAUGAAAUAAAUGCUGCCAAAUAUAGAACAAUUGCUAAUGGGUUUCUCGAAAAUAUACAAGAAGUUAUGUGGAAACCAAACAAAGGAGCUUGGUUUGAUUGGGAUUUGAUCAACAAUAAGAGUCGAGAAUAUUUUUAUGCAUCGAAUAUUGUACCUCUGUGGACGGAAAGCUAUAACAUGCCAAAAGAAAAAGUGGCCAAUGCAGUUCUGAAAUAUUUGAGUGAUCAACGUAUAAUCGAGCUUGAUUACAGUAUUAAAUACAAUGGAAUACCUACGUCAAAGUACUCAUCAUCUCAACAAUGGGAUUUCCCGAAUGCGUGGCCUCCUCUCCAAGCUUUUAUUAUACAAGGUCUGGAUAAGACUCAACAAAAAAAUGCAAAACAAGUUGCAGUGAAAUUAGCCGAGGUGUGGUUGCGCACAAAUUAUCGCGGAUUUACAAAUAACGAAUCGAUGUUCGAAAAAUAUGACGCUUUAGCUUCAGGAAUAAGUGGUGGUGGCGGCGAAUAUGCACCACAGUUAGGAUUCGGUUGGACAAAUGGUGUCGUGUUGGAAUUUUUAAAUCAAUGGGACUAUUUAUACUACAACACUUCAAACUAUGAUAAUACAACAGACUUAUAAACAAUAUUAUAUACCUACCUAAUGGCUAAUAUUAUAUUAUAUAAAUAAUAUAGGUAUUAUUUUUUUUUUAAUAGUUAUAUAUAUAUAUAUAUUUAUUUUAAGUUUUAGAUCUAGUACCUAGUAAACCUACAUACCUAUAAACAUUAGUAUUAGUACUUAGUAUUCAUAAUCAAUGCUAUGACAGAUAAAUAUUCCUAUAUUUUUUUUUUUUUUUACUGAGCUUGAGCUCUGCAACUUAGGCCAUUAGCUGUUGGUUUUUUUUUGUUUGUAUGUAGGUGGUUAGUAGGGGGAGGAACAGUUGAAAACACGUUUUGUUAUGUGUGGCAAGGACUCGUUUCUAAAAAUCCCGGGUGAUCACCCAUCCGGGAACUAGCAACGCCGGUCGUUACGUACACUCAAUGCGUUUCCGCAGUUGAGUGUACGCACUGCGCCACACCAAGCCACUCGUAUAUUUUUAUAUAACAAGUUGAGGGGUAUUCACUUUAAUUGAAUUAUCUAAAUAAAGUUUAAAAUCACAUUUUAAUUUAUAAAUAAACGAUAUCUACUGGUGAUUAAUGAAUCAUACUGUAGUAAAAAUGUAAACGUUGUAAAAAUAAAAUAGAUAAAUACAUGGCUAGAGGGCUAUAAUUUGUAUCAGUUGGAGCCUGGCGGUCUGCGUCGGGCGCAUUGUGCUGUCCUGAGAUCCGGACCAGGCCCGUCGUUAAAUAUUUUCUGCCCUAAAGCAAACCGUUUAAUGCCGCUAAAUGGUGCUAAUAUUUUUUACCGAUAUUUAUUUAAUUUUGCCACCUUCAAUUUUUUUUUAAAUUGUAUGCCACCUUAAAGCAACACAUGACUUGCUUGUGCCCUAACGACGAGCCUGAUCUGGAGUCUGGACUGAUCUUGAUGUUUUAUAUUGUUAAAAUAAAAGAAUCGUUCAUGUA
This is a messenger RNA of Acyrthosiphon pisum (pea aphid), 3167 nucleotides long. Its product is annotated as trehalase-like. NCBI's taxonomy places the organism in Eukaryota, Metazoa, Arthropoda, Insecta, Hemiptera, Aphididae. The transcript is spliced from 9 exons. Gene Ontology annotation, molecular function: alpha,alpha-trehalase activity. Gene Ontology annotation, biological process: trehalose catabolic process. The coding region runs from base 469 to 2247 and encodes 592 amino acids. The record is from RefSeq and is a predicted model, not a curated record.